Fundulus heteroclitus (mummichog) is the source of this 2232-nucleotide messenger RNA. RefSeq lists its product as uncharacterized. NCBI's taxonomy places the organism in Eukaryota, Metazoa, Chordata, Actinopteri, Cyprinodontiformes, Fundulidae. Bases 164 to 1207 code for a protein of 347 amino acids. The transcript has 4 exons. The record is from RefSeq and is a predicted model, not a curated record.
CCCGUACCGGAAACUUGGCGGUACCACAGCGAACCGAACAGGUACUUCCCACUGAGCUAUAUAGCUCAUGGUACUUCCAUAGAUGUCUAUGGGUACUUCCAUGAAAGGUGAUCCUUAGCCGCACAAGCACUUCCUCAUCAAGACACAGGUGGAUCUAAACAGCAUGGAGGUCUGUAGUGAAUGGGAAAUCUACAUCCCUACCGAGGCUGAAGUGAAAAACAUCCCCCUGAAGAGUUUACCAAAGUCAGUUGUCAGAAGAAUCGGCCUUCCCCUCUCUGACAUCGACUCCUCCAGGAAGCCUGACUCUUCAGAUGUGAUAUGGAUUUGUCCAGCAGUGAUUGGAAGAAAAGGACAGGGAUCUGCCUCGCACAAAGAAAGCGACUUGGCUGAAAACGCAUUUCUAGCCUCAGACUUUCAGGGCGGUCCUUUGAAAAUGUCUUUUGUAUCCUCCAACCGAACUGCCAGGGAUGUGCUCAAGAACAUCUCUGCUGGAAAACAUUCAUCCAAUAAAGAGCAUUUAUGUCAGGACUCAAUGCAGCUGGCAAAUCAUAAUGCUGUUGUUGUGUACAAGGGGCAGAUUUACCUGUGCAUCAGGAAGGCCAGGAGAGGACAACAGAUGACACCAGAACUGAAGUCACCCACCCACGCUGCCAUUCCUUCAACCUCUGGGCUGCCAUCUGCAAGCUUCACAAAGGAGCUCAUCCGUGGCAAACGGAAGAUAAAAGCUGAUGCAGGUAAAGUAAAGCACUGCGAAAAGGCUGAUGAGCUGAAAAGAAAAAAUGACUCUGCAGUCAGGGCUGAGAAUUCAGCUCCUCGUCCCCCUCACAGUAGACACAGGGCAGAGAGUAAGAGUCAGGGUAAUAAAGCUGCCAGAAAAGAGUUCUCAGAGGAGCCUCUGCGGUCUUCUUGCACACAGCCUCAGGAGAAUCAGAAAGACCCAACCAACAGGGUGAGUAGAGAAUAUGAGGUAAAUGACCUGGGCGAGGAAGAAGACUCGGUCUGCACCAAUGAUUUGGAUUGUAAUCAGAUGGACUGUCAAGAAGAUGAGUGCAAUGGAAGCGAUGGGCAGAUGGAGCCUCUGGGGUCAACUGCACAAAGAGACUGUGACUUUAAUGACCUGAAACAAGAGGAGAUGAUCGCUCACCUAAAGGCCAAAUUUAUGCAGGACGAAGCUGCUCUCAGUGACCUGAUCAGGACAGCUCACUGAUGAUGCUGCUUCAUCAGAUCUGACAUCUGUUUAGAAUGCUUCUUAGAUUUUAUUUUUUUUCAGCUCAAACUGAUGGGAUGCUUCAUUUAGCUGGUAAAGAAUGAGACAUGACUUGUCCUCUGUAAACAUUUAGCUCUGGGCUCGUUCUAAGGAGCAUGCUGCUCAUUUAUGGACUUGUUUGUUUCUGCAAACCUAGAAGCUUUACAUCCCUACUUGAGUAUGUCUUAAUUAAUGUUUUCCAAAGACAAACCCUUUAUCUCAUAUUGUAAUGGCAAAAUGUUAUGGUCAAAAUGAUAGUACUUUCUAAUCAUUGGUUUGAAUCUUUCAAAUGAACACAAAUAAAAUUAUACUGAACUGACAUCUUUACAUUUACUGUUUUUAUUAUGCCAAAUAUCAAAUAAGGGUGUCAGGACCCUGCGGGCAGCGUCGUGCAGUUUUCUGCCGGCCCCGCCUCAUCUGCUUUCCCCACAGGUGGCUGGAGUUGACAGGUGGGCGCGGAGCGUGGUACACACCUGCGGCUCGUUCAGCAGCGCGGGGCUGCACUAUAAAGACAGCACUUGGACUGCUGGACGAUGCCAGAGUGUAGCCAAGUGUUGGUAUGCUUAAGAGGUCCUUGUUACAUGACAGCUUACCUUCCCAGAGUUUUAACCGUAUUUCCUGCUUCUCAGGUCACCCCUUCGUCCCGAGUGUUCCUCGGUCCUCCGUGAGCUCUGUCUCCGGUGCCCAUUCGGCUCAAACAAACUAAUCCGUGGACACCUACGUAACUGCUCUGGUUACUCCAGCUUUCCUCAAACCACCCAUCCAUUCAGCUGCUGCUCGGGACCCGCACGGAUCCCUCCUGACCGCCCGCCUGUCUCCCCACCACCAUCUGCCAUCUAGGAGGGUCGCUGAUUGGGUCCGUCUCUCCGCUCCACUCCCCCCGGCUAGAUCGCGGCGCUUGGCGACCGCCCGAGCCCGGCUGUACUUUCUUUCCCUGGCUGCGAGAACCAUAAAUCGCCUGAGAUCCGCUCGUGCUCCCCUGCUUU